This is a messenger RNA of Myotis davidii, 1040 nucleotides long. RefSeq names its product carbonic anhydrase 13. The coding region runs from base 72 to 1040 and encodes 322 amino acids. NCBI's taxonomy places the organism in Eukaryota, Metazoa, Chordata, Mammalia, Chiroptera, Vespertilionidae. The record is from RefSeq and is a predicted model, not a curated record. Gene Ontology annotation, molecular function: carbonate dehydratase activity; zinc ion binding. The transcript has 10 exons. Gene Ontology annotation, cellular component: cytoplasm.
GGCCCCAGUGCUUGCCCGACUGGUGUGGCUGCUGCCGGGUCCCUGCUGUCCCUCCCUCACGCCUCCCAACCAUGUCGCUACUCAGCUGGGGGUACGCGGAGCACAACGGUCCCAUUCACUGGAACCAACUCUUCCCCAUCGCUGAUGGGGACCAGCAGUCCCCCAUUGAGAUUAAAACCAAGGAAGCGAAGUUCGACUCUUCCCUCCGACCUCUUAGCAUCAAGUAUGACUCGAGCUCUGCCAAAAUCAUCAGUAACAGUGGCCAUUCCUUCAACGUUGACUUUGAUGACUCGGAGGACAAAUCAGUUCUGCGAGGGGGCCCGCUCACUGGAAGAUACAGGUUGCGACAGUUUCACCUGCACUGGGGGUCCACGGACGACCACGGCUCUGAGCACGUGGUGGACGGCGUGAGGUACGCCGCCGAGCUCCACGUCGUCCACUGGAACUCGGACAAGUACCCCAGCUUCGUGGAGGCAGCUCACGAGCCCGACGGACUCGCUGUCCUGGGAGUGUUUUUACAGAUCGGCGAAUGUAAUCCCCACCUGCAAAAGGUUACGGACAUCCUGGAUUCCAUUAAAGAAAAGGGUAAACAAACUCGAUUCACGAAUUUUGACCCGUUGUCGCUGCUGCCUCCGUCCUGGGAUUACUGGACGUACCCAGGGUCUCUCACCGUGCCGCCGCUUCUGGAGAGUGUCACGUGGAUCAUUCUGAAGCAGCCGAUCAGCAUCAGCUCUCAGCAGCUGGCCGCCUUCCGCAGGCUCCUGUGCACCCCCGAGGGCCACGCGAGACUCCACAAGGCCAACGCUGAGCUCUUCCUCCUGCCGAGUUUUGGGUCUGAUGUUAAGGGCAGGGGCCGAGGCAGAGCGGAUUUAAAACGUCACCUCAAAGGCAAGAAAACACGCCCAGGUUCCCGCUUCCACACCAACGGCCACGCGGCCGCGCUGCCUUUCAGGGUUGAGGUUGACUGUCUCUGUGGGAAGCCGCUCCCAGCACUGCUGCCCGGAGUGCAGGAGCCCAUGGCUGCCUCUCCAGCUGCGUGA